CUUAAUAGUCAAAGUUCCUCUGUUUUAGCAGUCCUCUGUCUCGUUCUCAUCUCUCACAUGAACCAUAACUUUCUCUAACAUCACUCUCCUUUACACAACCCCAAAAAUAGACCCUUCCUUCUCUCUCUCCGCUUCAUUCUUCGCUCACACACCACCCCCCAAAACUCUCUUCCCUCUUUGCAUUUAUUUUACAGCUUUAACCUCCUCUGUUCUUGCCCCAGAUGGAAAGGCUAGCCUCGGAGCUCUUCCUCGUCGCCGGUAACCCUGACUCUUUCGUCGUCGACGACCUCCUUGACUUUUCUAAUGACGACGGCCAAACUGAUGACGGGUUUGACACCCUUCUUCCUGAUUCUUCUUCCGUCUCCACCUUCACUCUCGCCGACAGCUCCAACUCCUCCUCCUCCGUUUUCACCGACAGUACUGGCUUUUCCCACGACCUCUAUAUUCCGAGUGAAGAUUUAGCUGAGCUAGAAUGGUUAUCCAAUAUUGUGGAAGAAACAUUCUCAGAAGAAGACCAAGACAAGCUUCACUUACUGUCCGGUUUAAAAAACCCUCAAACCAUCGGGUCAACCCAGACCCAUCCAAUCAAACCCGAACCAGAACCCGAUUUCGACCAGUUCAUCGACACUGAUGAGUCAAACGUCGCGGUUCCUGCCAAAGCGAGGAGCAAGAGAUCACGCUCUGCAGCUUCCACGUGGGCUUCCCGCCUUUUAUCCUUAGCCGACUCCGACGAAUCAAACCCCAAGAAGAAACAGCGGAGAGUGAAUGAGCAAGAAAUGGCAGUAGAAAUGGACGUAGACUGCGGAGGAGGUCGAAGGUGUCUGCACUGCGCGACGGAGAAGACGCCGCAGUGGAGGACGGGACCGAUGGGUCCCAAGACGCUUUGCAACGCGUGCGGAGUAAGGUACAAGUCAGGGAGGCUCGUCCCGGAGUACAGACCGGCUUCGAGCCCUACGUUCGUGAUGGCUAGGCACUCGAACUCUCACCGGAAAGUGAUGGAGCUCCGGCGACAGAAGGAGAUGAGAGACGAGCAUAUGCUGAGUCAGCUUAGGUGUGAGAAUCUAAUGAUGGAUAUCAGAUCCAACGGUGAAGAUUUCUUAAUCCAUAACCACGUGGCUUCUGGUUUUAGACACUUAAUUUAACUUUCCUAUUUCCACGUGGAUAGUUUCGCAAUAAUUUGUUCUUUUUCGUCUUUUAGCAUUUUUUAUAAUUUCCUUUUAACAUCUUAAUUGUUUUUUUUUUCUUUUCCUUUUUCUGCAGACUACUACUACUGAUAUAUUUGAUAGCUUUUGUGUUGGUCUUCUUCUACUACUUGAAAUUUAAAUUAGAAAGGUUAUUAAAUAACUGCA
This is a messenger RNA of Camelina sativa (false flax), 1349 nucleotides long. Its product is annotated as GATA transcription factor 9-like. Gene Ontology annotation, biological process: positive regulation of DNA-templated transcription; cell differentiation. Gene Ontology annotation, molecular function: zinc ion binding; sequence-specific DNA binding. The record is from RefSeq and is a predicted model, not a curated record. Lineage: Eukaryota; Viridiplantae; Streptophyta; Magnoliopsida; Brassicales; Brassicaceae. Gene Ontology annotation, cellular component: nucleus.